GGCGUUCCCCUACCCAGGCGUCCCUCCGUCGGUUGGCUCGGGAUCGAUUGGCGUGCGGCCCGCCGACCCCGCGCACCACCGAGGAGGCGGCCGCCGCCGGGAGCCCAGAGUGAGACUGUAAUUAUGGAACAGAAAUCCAGAAAAUGACAGAAAAACAUUAGUUGCCCUCUUCUAGGACAGUCAUGUUGGAAGGAUUGGUAGCCUGGGUCCUCAACACCUAUUUGGGCAAAUAUGUCAAUAACCUGAACACAGACCAACUUUCAGUUGCUCUUCUAAAGGGUGCUGUUGAAUUGGAAAACUUGCCACUAAAGAAAGAUGCCUUGAAGGAACUGGAAUUACCAUUUGAAGUAAAGGCAGGUUUUAUUGGCAAAAUAACACUACAGAUACCUUUUUAUCGCCCACAUGUGGAUCCAUGGGUGAUAUCUGUCUCAAAGCUACACUUAAUUGGUGCACCAGAAAAAAAAGAAGAUUUUGAUGAGGAAAGGGAGAAGUCUCAAGAAAGAGAACACAAGAAAGCCCUUCUUCUAGCACUUGAAGAAAAAUGGAAAAAAGAACGACAACAGAAAGGGGAAUCUUACUGGUACUCGGUUACUGCAUCUGUAGUCACAAGAAUUGUAGAAAACAUUGAAUUAAAAAUUCAGGAUGUCCAUUUGAGAUUUGAAGAUGGUGUCACAAAUCCUUUGCAGCCAUUUGCGUUUGGCAUAUGCAUCAAAAAUGUAUCAAUGCAAAAUGCGGUAUUUGAACCAGUAGAGAAGCUGAUGCGGAAAAAACAGUUGGAUGUUGCUGACUUCAGCAUUUAUUGGGAUACUAACUGCACAUUAUUGGGUGACCUGCCUCCUGGUCAGCUACAGGAAGCAAUGGAUAAGAGUAUGGAAAGUCGUGAUCAUAAUUACAUCAUGGAACCUGUAUGCACUUCUGCUCUUCUUAAGAGAAAUUGUUCUAAGGAGCCUUUAAGAUCACGCCAGACUCCGCGGCUUGAGUGUGACAUCCAGCUUGAGACUAUACCCUUGAAACUUUCACAGAUGCAGUAUCAGCAGAUCAUGGGAUUUUUAAAGGAACUGGCUAGAAAGGAACGACAGCUUAAAUUCAGGAAGUGGAGACCAAAGGUUACAGUAACAGAGAACUGCCGAGAAUGGUGGAUCUUUGCUUUGAAUGCUAAUCUUUCGGAGAUCAGGGAGCAGAGACAACGUUCUACCUGGGAGUUUGCAUUACAUCGAGCCCAAGAUGCAGUGUCUUACACUGACAUGUAUUAUAGCAAGUUGAAGGGGGAACCACUGUCUACUGCAGAGCAGGCAGAAAUGCAUCGUAUUGAGGAUGAGCAAACUUACGAAGAGUUGAAGAUACUAUAUGAGAUAGUUCAUGAUAAAUUUCAUGACUUAGCUGAGAGUGUUAAAGAGCCACUGCCCGAUUCCCCUGGAGGUUCCCCUACAGCAGAAUCUGCCCAUGCCAGUAGCACUGGAAUGCUGCAGUAUCUUCAGUCUUGGUUUCCUGGUUGGGGAGGUUGGUAUGGAUAUGCUCAGCAAACAUAUGAAGGUGAACCUUUUGAAGGGCUGCUGCCAGACCCAAAGGAACAGUGGAAUCCAGAAGACAUACUAGGUGCAGAUGAAUUUUUUGAUCCUGCUGCAGAUGCUUCUAGCAUGAAUACCUUUACAAAGAGAGAUCAUGUUUUUGCUAAGUUAAAUCUACAGUUGCAGGGUGGCUCUUUCACUCUGUUGCAUAAGGAGAAGAAGGUGGUGCAUGCUGAGGAGACUGCUUUUAUGCAGCUGGAGUUUUCAGGUGUAAAGAUCCUAGCAGAAUCCCUUCCUCGCAGAAAUUCUUCCCUUCUCAAAGUUCAGCUUGGUGGUCUUUUUCUGAGGGAUUUGGCAACAGAAGGGACCAUAUUUCCUGUUCUUGUUUUCCCGAAUCCUCAAAAAGAGGUUGGCUGUGUGUCUUCCUUUGGGCUCCAGAGUUUGUCCUCAGAAAUGACUAAUCAGAACACUGAUCCUGAUGCCCCAGUGUUUGAGAUGCUUUACGAAAGAAAUCCAAUCCACAGCAAUUUUGAGAGACGCCUGGAAGUCAGUACCAGACCUCUAAAUAUUAUUUACAAUCCACAAGCCAUUAAGAAAGUAGCUGACUUCUUCUACAAGGGAAGGGUUCAUACCUCAGGUUUUGGAUAUCAAUCUGAGUUAGAGGCAAGAGUGGCUGAAGCUGCCAGAAGACAAUACAACAAGCUGAAAAUGCAGACAAAAGCUGAAAUCAGGCAAACUAUUGAUCGUUUACUAGUGGGAGACUUCAUUGAAAACAGCAAAAGCUGGACCGUGUGCCUUGAUAUUUCUGCCCCUCAGGUGAUCUUUCCUGAUGAUUUUAAAUUUGUGGAUCCAGUGUUAGUUGUUGUAGAUCUGGGAAGAAUAUUACUUACUAAUUCUCAAGAAGAAUCUAAAAGGAGUGCAGAUACUUUUUCUUCAGAAGUCAAUGAAUUGAGUGAUGAGGAAUAUAAAACACCUCUUGCAACUCCUCCCAAUACUCCACCACCAGAAUCUAACACUAAUAGUGGCAUCAAAAUGUCUGAAUUUACUGGAGUAGAAAUAAGUGAAGAGCAGCUACAAGCACACUUAAUGAGUAAAAAAAUGUAUGAGAGAUACACACUUUCAUUUAUGGACCUUCAGAUCAUGGUGGGCCGAGUGAAAGACAACUGGAAACACGUUCAGGAUAGUGAUGUGGGUCCAACUCAUGUGGUAGAAAAAUUCAAUGUUCACCUGCAGUUGGAGCGCAGAUUGAUAUAUACGUCUGACCCAAAAUACCCAGGAGCUGUCUUGUCUGGCACUCUGCCAGACUUGAAAAUUCAUAUCAAUGAAGACAAAAUAUCAGCUCUGAAGAACUGUUGUACACAGCUGAGUACAUCUGAAACUAAGUCUUCUGAUGCCCUACAUUUAGGGAAAGACAAGAUUUUUGCAGAGGUAGACCAACUUGGCAGUUUGCAUGAUUCUGUAAUGAAUCUAACACAGAGUGUUGUAAUGCUAGAGCAACAUACCAGGGAAGUUCUUGUUGAAUCUCAGCUGCUUUUGGCUGAAUUCAAAGUAAACUGUAUGCAGUUGGGUGUUGAAAGUAAUGGACGAUAUAUCUCUGUACUCAAGGUUUUUGGCACCAAUGCCCAUUUUGUGAAAAGGCCAUAUGAUGUAGAAGUGUCCCUGACUGUUCAUGGCCUGUUACUGGUUGAUACUAUGCAAACAUAUGGAACAGAUUUUGAUCUUUUGAUGGCUUCUCAUAAGAAUCUGAGUUUUGAUGUGCCAACAGGAAGUCUUCGAGACAGCAGGGCUCAGUCGCCAGUUUACGGACCAUACGAUGCACGUCCCAUUGAUGUAGCUAGUUUGGCAGAGAGAUGCACUACAGUGUCAAAUAAUUCAUCUGGUAACAAUGGAGAAGAUCAAGAGUCCUUGAUAAAAUUAGAGUAUCAAUUUGUGAGUGCAGAAUGCCCAUCAAUGAAUUUGGAUAGCAGUCUGCAGGUGAUCUCUGUACAGGUGAACAACCUGGAUAUCAUCCUUAAUCCAGAGACUAUUGUUGAACUGAUUGGUUUUCUGCAGAAAUCUUUCCCAAAGGAGAAAGAAGAUUCUAGUCCCCAGCCUUUAAUAACUGACUUGGAAAGAGAUUGGAGGGAAGAGGAAACCUUUCAGUCUACUUAUGUACAGAAUACAGAGGUAGCAGUUGAUAUUCACUGGUUAAAUAUACUCCUCCUCAGGACAGUUGGCAUGACAAAUGGAGAAAAAUAUGGCAGAAAAAUUGCAACAGCCAGUAUUGGUGGCACCAAAGUCAAUGUCUCCAUGUGUAGUAAAUUUGAUGUAAAUGGCUCUCUUGGAUACCUUCACCUUAUGGACCUAACACAAGAUAGUGUUAAGAACCAGUAUGUUGUCAGCAUAGGGAAUACAGUAAGGUAUGAAAAUCUCAUUGGUGAUGUAGAUUACUUUGAAUCUUUAUUCUUUAGGCUUGAUGAUGGAAAUAGCCUUCCAGAUGCUUUAAGUUUCACUUUCACAGAAAAGUCAAAAGAGGAAUGUUCUCUCAACCUCAAAAUGGCCUCCUUACACUACAACCACUCAGCUAAAUUUUUGAAAGAACUGACUUUGUCAAUGGAUGAAUUGGAAGAGAAUUUCCGCAGCAUGCUGAAAAGUGCAGCUUCAAAAGUUACUACAGUCUUGGCAACUAAAACUGCUGAAUACAGUGAAAUGGUAUCUUUGUUUGAUCUGACACCACGAUCAAGAGAUGUUGCCAACUUAGAAGAUAAUGAAGGCUAUGCAUUUGGAUCACAGCCUCUCAAAACAGAUACUAUUAAGCUUAUAUUAAAUAUAAACAUUGAAUCACCGAUUGUCGCAAUACCUCGAAAGCCUGGUAGCUCUGAACUGCUUGUAGGUCAUCUAGGACAAAUAUCUAUUCAGAAUUUUGUACCAGGAGAAGGUGAAUCUACAAGUGAUAGACUGCAAGUUGAAAUUAAAGAUAUUAAAAUGUAUUCUUUAAAUAGCACUCAAUUUAUGAGCAAGAAGGAGCCUGCGAGUGAAAUACGUCAUGGGCUGCAUUCUUCUUCAGGUCCUGCCAGUAUUAAUAGCCAGGAAGAAUCCCAUUUUACUCGUCAUGACUUCUUUGAAUCGUUACAUAAAGGCCAUGCUUUCCACAUUCUGAAUAACACCACCAUCCAGUUUAAAUUGGAAAAGAUACCACUAGAGAGGGAUUUGGAUUUAACUUUUCCUCUGAGUAAUGAAGACUUUGGAAUAUCAAGCAUUAUGAAGAUUGAAGGGAAAUUUGUGAACCCUCUUCAGGUGGUGUUAGCAAAACAUGUGUAUGAACAAGUCCUUCAGACUCUGGAUAAUUUGAUUUACAGUGAAGACUUGAACAAAUUUCCAACCACUUCUGUAUCUUCAACUUGCCAUAGUUCUCCUUCAGCAUCACUUCAUAGUACAGGCACAGAAUUCUCAAGUGAACGGAAGGAAAAUGGCUUAUUCAGCCAUUCUGGUUUUAAUUCUGUUCCAAACAAGUCAUUAGCUAUGAGGGAAACAAAAUCUUUUACUCAGAUACAAGCAAACUUUCAUAUCUCAGAGCUCCAAGUUCAGUUAAGUGGUGAUCUUACACUUGGUGCACAAGGCCUUGUCAGCCUUAAGUUUCAGGAUUUUGAUGUUGAGUUUGCUAAGGAUCAUCCUCAGACUUUGUCUAUUCAGAUUGCCUUGCGUUCUCUGCUGAUGGAAGAUCUUCUGGAAAAAAACCCAGACUCUAUGUAUAAGAAUCUCAUGGUGUCCCGUGGAGCACCCAAGCCAUCCAGUUUAGCACAUAAGGAAUAUCUUUCACAGUCUUGUCCCUCGGUAUCCAAUGUAGAAUAUCCAGAUAUGCCGCGUUCCCUACCUUCCCAUAUGGAAGAAGCACCUAAUGUCUUUCAGCUAUACCAAAGACCAGUUUGUGCCUCCCGUAAGAAGCAAAAAGAAGAUGCUGAUUCUGAGUAUCCUCUGACUCCACCUCCUUCUCCAACAGCAGACAGAUCCAAGUUGCCCUGUGGAAAAAGUAACUUUGAUGAUUCAUUAGUUCAUAUCAAUAUAUUUCUAGUGGAUAGGAAACAUCCUGAAUUUUCUUCUCACUAUAACAAAAUUAACCGUAGUGUAGAUGUUGAUUUUAAUUGUCUAGAUGUCCUAAUAACUUUGCAAACUUGGGUAGUGAUACUGGAUUUCUUUGGGAUUGGAUCCACUGCUGAUAACCAUGCUAUGAAGCUGCAACCUGAAGAUACUCAGCAGACAGUCAAAUCAGAAAUAAAUACCUUGUCAGCUUCUCAAGCCCAAGAGCCUGUAAACACUAAGCUGGAUGUGAAGGUCCAUUCUUUAUCAUUAGUACUGAAUAAGACAACUAGUGAGCUUGCUAAAGCCAGUGUGUCAAAACUUGCAGCUCACUUGGAAGUGAUUGAGGGAGAUUUAGCCCUGCAAGGAAGUAUUGGCAGUCUGUCCUUAAGUGAUCUUACAGCUCAUGGAGAAUUUUACAGAGAACGUUUUACUACAAGUGGUGAAGAAGCACUCAUUUUCCAAGUCUAUAAAUAUGGGAGGCCAGAUCCAUUGCUGCAGAGGGAGUGUGAUAUUCGUGUCACUCUACGAAUGGCAUCUGUUCAGUAUGUGCAUACUCAGCGUUUCCAGGCAGAGGUGGUGUCUUUCAUCCAACAUUUUACUCAGCUUCAGGAUGUCUUGGGGCGGCAAAGAGCAGCAAUUGAAGGACAAACAGUAAGAGAUAAAGCACAGCGAGCUUCCCGAGUUCUCCUUGAUAUUGAGGCUGGUGCUCCUGUUCUUCUUAUACCUGAAAGCUCAAGGUCUAAUAGUCUUAUUGUGGCUAAUCUUGGAAAACUGAAAGUCAAGAACAGAUUUCUGUUUGCGGGUAUGCCGGGUACUUUUUCAUUAAAGAACAAGGAUCGGAUUUUACAAGGCAAUGCGUACAAGGAUCCAGGUUUUUUUGAGGAUUCAGUUCAAUUUUCAUCUCCUUUGGGAACCCCGAAACACAGCAUGAAGAAAACAACAAGUGCUGACGAAUCAAAAGUAGUGAUGGAAGGAUUAUUCAUGAAAAAAUCAUCAGGAACAAACAUUUCUAGGCUGAAGAGUGAGCCUGUGCUAAAUACAUUGAGUAAGCAACAAGGGCAACAAUCAAAGCUACCUAUUGUACCAAACCCUGACAGCCCCGAAGAUCACAUCUGCCUCUUAGACUGCAUUGUGGUUGAUCUGCAGGACAUGGACAUAUUUGCUGCAGAAAGGCAUCAGAGAGAGUAUUCAAAGGCUGUGGAAGAUACUGGUGCGGACUUGAGCUUUCCAUCCUACUUUGUGAGGCAGACAGGAGGAAGCCUAUUAACAGAACCUUUCAGACUGAAGUUACAAGUAGAGAGAAACUUGGACAAAGAGCUAAGUCAUGCAGUUGCAGACAUAUCAAUACAUGGCAAUCUGUCAUCAGUCCAUUGCUCUCUGGAUUUGUAUAAGUAUAAACUGAUACGUGGACUGCUGGAGAACAACCUUGGGGAGCCUAUAGAAGAGUUCAUGCGGCCUUACGAUUUGCAGGAUCCAAGAAUUCAUACAGUUUUGAGUGGAGAAGUGUAUACUUCUAUGUCAUUCCUCAUUGACAUGGUGAAUGUGAGUCUGGAACUGGUGGAUCCAAAAGGAAAAGAUGGAUGCAGCUCUUUAGCCAGGUUUGAUUUCAAGAAAUCCAAGUUGCUCUUUGAAAGCUCUUCAAAUGGAACAAAGUCUGUAAAUUUGGUUUCUCAUUCCAUGAUGGCAUUUGACACACGCUAUGCUGGACAGAAGUCUCCUGCAGGCAUGCCAAAUGUGUUUAAUUGCAUCUUUCAGUCAUCAAAGAAUACUAGUAGUCCAGGAGCAAUCCAGAUUGAAUUGCACUUCAGGUCUACUAAGGAUUCCUCCAGUUUCACAGUUGUUCUGAACAAUCUUCGUGUAUUUUUAAUAUUUGACUGGUUGUUACUUGUUCAUGACUUUUUAUAUACUCCUGGAGAUACCAAAAAGCGGGAAAAUCACCUUUCUUGCCGGCAGCGAACUUACAGCAGUGAAACAACUGUAGUUCCAAAAACAGUGAAAAGUGGAGUAGUUACAAAACGUUCAUCGCUGCGUGUGUCUACAGAAAAACAACUGGAAGUUAAGGUUAAUGUGACAGGAACUGAAUUUGUGGUUGUUGAAGACAUGUCUUGUUUCGAUACCAAUGCAAUUAUUUUGAAGGGGACUACCGUUCUCACUUACAAGCCCAAGCUGUUAGAUCGUCCUUUCUCUGGUAGUUUGUUUGGCAUUGAGGUUUUUUCAUGCCGGUUAGGAAAUGAGCAAGAGACCGCACUGUCUAUUAUUGAUCCAGUACAAAUUCAGAUGGAACUUGUUGGGAAUGCUUCCUACCCAAGUGGUUCUGGACUGUUGGAUGCUUUCAAUAGUGAGGAUUUUCCUCCUAUUCUAGAGAUUCAGUUGCAAGCACUGGAUAUCAGACUGUCCUACAAUGAUGUUCAACUGUUCUUGGCAAUUGCAAAGUCAAUUCCUCAACAGACUAGUGCAGCUAUGCCUGACUCAACUGUAUCGAUUGCUGAAAAUACUGCUAAUCCUCCCAGUUUAGCACUGGUGAAUGAGACUUCCUCCUUGACACAUGAAAACAGAGAUAUAUCCAAACGUGUGUUGGAUCCUGUUCUUGAGGUACAGCUGGCUCGCCUCCAGGAGUUGGGAUUCAGUAUGGAAGAUUGUCGUAAAGCUCUUUUGAUCUGCCAAGGUGACUUGAAAAAAGCAGCAAGUUGGUUAUUUAAGAAUGCUGAACCUUUGAAAUCCAUUUCCCUGACCUCUUCUGGUCGAGAUAGCCAAGGGAUUGUGCCUUUUCAGUUCAUCUCUGGAGUGGAAGUAAAAGCAGAAAGUAUAUGCAUUUGCUUUAUUGAUGACUGCAUGGACUGUGAUGUUCCCCUUGCUGAGUUAACCUUUUCACGUUUGAAUUUUCUCCAACAUUUGAGAGCCAACCCUGAAGGCUACGCUCAUUUUACCCUCUCUGGAGACUAUUACAAUCGUGAGCUUUCAGGCUGGGAGCCAUUUAUUGAGCCAUGGCCGUGUUCAGUUUCUUGGCAACAACAAGCUUCGAGCCGCCUCCACCCUUCCCGACUGAAGCUGGAAGUAAAGGCUAAACACCGUUUGGAUAUAAACAUUACCUCUGUCUUCAUAGAACAAUACACAUGUACCAAACAGUCAUGGAUGGAAGAUUACUGUAAACAAGAGAAAGAAGUGAAUGUAAUCAGUUCAGAAGACUGGAUGGGUUCUUCGGUGGAUCCACCGUGUUUUGGGCAGACUGAAAUGAAGACUCCAAAACGGAGGCAGCCAUUUGUCCCAUUUGCUCUAAGAAAUCAUACUGGAUGCACUCUGUGGUUUGCUACCCUAACUACAACACCUACCCGGGCUGCACUGUCUCACAGUGGGAGUCCUGGUGUUGUUCCUGAGGAAAACGGGACAUUGCUGGAUGAUGCCCAUAAUGUCAGUGAAUGGCAAGAAGUUAUCACUGGGGAAGAGAUUCCAUUUGAAUUUGAAGCCAGAGGGAAACUCAGACACAGGAACACACAUGAUCUAAGAAUUCAUCAGUUGCAAGUGAGAGUAAAUGGCUGGGAAGAAGUCAGUCCAGUAUCUGUAGACAAAGUUGGAACGUUUUUCCGAUAUGCUGCACCAGAUAAGAACUCAUCCUCUUCUACUCUUGGAAGCCCAAUAAGUAGAACAAAUAUAAUACAUCCACAAGUCUACUUUUCUUCAUUGCCUCCAGUUCGUGUGGUAUUUGAGGUUACCAUGGAAGGUAGCGCUCGGAAAGUGAUAACAGUGCGCUCAGCCUUGAUUGUGAAGAACAAGCUGGAAACACCAAUGGAACUCAGACUAGAUAGUCCUUCUGCUCCUGACAAACCUGUAGUUCUUCCAGCAGUUAUGCCAGGAGAUUCCUUUGCUGUUCCAUUACAUCUUACAUCUUGGCGUUUGCAAGCCAGGCCAAAAGGAAUGGGAGUCUUUUUCUGUAAGGCUCCAAUUCAUUGGACUAAUGUUCAGAAGACAGCAGAAGUAUGCAGCAGCAAGCGAGAGUGUCAUUCAAUGGAGUCUGAAAAUAGCCGAUUUUUUAGGUUUUGUGUGGCUAUAAAGAAAGAAAAUUACCCGGAUUACAUGCCUUCCAACAUAUUUUCUGACAGUGCUAAACAGAUUUUCAGACAGCCUGGGCAUACUAUUUAUCUAUUGCCAACGGUGGUAAUCUGUAACUUGCUACCCUGUGAACUUGAGUUCUAUGUUAAAGGAAUGCCAAUUAAUGGGACGUUAAAACCUGGCAAAGAGGCAGCAUUGCACACAGCUGAUACAUCUCAGAACAUUGAGCUUGGGGUAUUGCUAGAAAAUUUCCCAAUCUGCAAAGAGCUGUUGAUUCCUCCUGGGACACAAAACUAUAUGGUACGGAUGCGAUUGUAUGAUGUCAACAAACGACUGCUAAAUUUGACCAUAAGGAUUGUAUGUCGUGCUGAAGGUUCUCUAAAAAUACUAAUUUCAGCACCAUAUUGGUUAAUCAACAAAACAGGGUUACCACUUAUCUUCAGACAAGAUAAUGCCAAAACAGAUGCUGCAGGUCAGUUUGAAGAGCACGAGCUUGCUAGAAGCCUCAGCCCACUUCUAUUCUGUUAUGCUGAUAAAGAACAGCCAAACUUUUGUACAAUGCGGGUUGGAAAAGGAAUCCAUCCUGAAGGUAUGCCUGGCUGGUGCCAGGGUUUCUCCCUGGAUGGUGGUAGUGGUGUCAGAGCCCUUAAAGUGAUCCAACAUGGAAACCGGCCAGGCCUCAUUUAUAACAUUGGUAUUGAUGUUAAAAAAGGCAGAGGCCGUUAUAUUGAUACGUGCAUGGUAACAUUUGCACCCCGUUACCUAUUAGAUAAUAAAUCAACCUACAAGCUUGCCUUUGUUCAGCGGGAAUUUGCCAGAGGUCGGGGAACAUCCAAUCCUGAUGGCUAUAUCUCCACACUUCCUGGUUCCAGCGUCGUGUUCCACUGGCCACGUAACGAUUAUGAUCAACUACUGUGUGUGAGACUAAUGGAUGUCCCAAACUGCAUUUGGUCUGGGGGCUUUGAGGUCAACAAAAAUAACUCAUUCCAUAUUAAUAUGAGGGACACCCUGGGAAAAUGUUACUUCUUAAGAGUAGAAAUUACUCUUCAAGGAGCCACGUACCGCAUUGCAUUCAGUGACACAGAUCAGUUACCACCACCUUUCCGCAUAGACAAUUUUUCCAAGGUCCCAAUUGUUUUUAAUCAGCACGGUGUUGUUGAGCCAAGGCUGUACACUGAAGUGAAGCCCAUGACUUCCCUGGAUUAUGCAUGGGAUGAACCUAUUCUACCACCUUUUAUAAUGCUGACAGUUAAAGGAGCAGGCUCCUCAGAAAUCAUCUGUAGCAUGAAUGACUUCCAAGAUAGCAAGCAGCUUUACUAUGAAAAUUUCAUUUAUAUUGCUGCCACAUACACUUUCUCAGGUUUACAGGAGCCAAGUGUAAGACCUGUUGCUUCGAAUAAGGAUGCUGCAUAUGCAGAGCUUGUCCUUGAUGUUUCUCCAAAGACUCAACGAGUAGUCCUGAAAAAGAAGGAGCCAGGAAAACGAUCCCAGCUUUGGAGAAUGACGGGCACAGGAAUGCUUUGUCAUGAAGGUUCUUCAGUUCCUCAUAACCCCCAUAAACCUUCUCCUCGGUCUGUGGACUCUUGCAUGAUUUUAGAUAUUGCCGGCCUGGCAGCUGUCACAGAUAACAGGUACGAGCCCCUGAUGUUGAGAAAGCCUGAUCGACGGCGCAGUACUACGCAGACGUGGAGUUUUCGUGACGGAAAGCUGACCUGUGGUAUUCACGGACUUGUUGUCCAGGCAAAGGGAGGAAUACUAGGUCUUCAUGAUGGAGCAGAAGUUGUUCUUGGUCCUGAUACUUCACUUGAACUUUUGGGGCCAGUUCCACCUGAGCAGCAGUUCAUAAACCAAAAGAUGAGGCCUGGGUCAGGAGUACUAGCUGUUAGAGUCAUCCCAGAUGGGCCAACUAGAGUUCUGCAGAUAACGGAUUUUAACCAACGUAGAAAUGAUCGUUUAUCCAGUGAAGGAGAUGAACUUCCAGUUACGGAACAAGAUCUACGCAAGUUAAAAAAUCCAGAUACAGAGCAGGAAUUAGAAGUGCUUGUGAAACUGGAAGGUGGAAUAGGAUUGUCUUUGGUCAACAAAGUUCCUGAAGAGCUAAUAUUUGCAAGCCUCACAAGAAUUAAUAUCCACUACACACAACUGUCGACAAGUCAGGUGCUAGAGCUCAGUGUGCAAGACAUACAGGUGGACAACCAGCUUAUUGGCACCACACAGCCAUUUAUGCUCUUUCUGACACCUAAGAUGAGUGAAAAUGAACCUGUGGAGACUGGUCCUGCUGUGCAAGUAAAUGCAAUGAAAUUUCCCAGUAAAAACGCACUGACUGAUAUAUACAAGCAUCUGAUGAUCACUGCUCGAAAGUUCACAGUUCAAAUUGAGGAGAAACUACUUCUGAAGCUGUUGAGUUUCUUUGGCUAUGAUCAGUCUGAAUCAGAGGUUGAAAAGUAUGAUGAAAACCUCCAUGAAAAGGUUGUUGAACAAGGUGGAGGACAAAAGCGAUACUACUUUGAAAAUCUGAAAAUUAGCGUGCCUCAAAUAAAGCUGAGUGUCUUCACUUCCAACAAGCUACCUUUGGAUCUCAAGGCACUGAAAAGCACGCUGGGAUUUCCUCUAAUCCGAUUUGAAGAUGCUGUGAUUAAUCUGGAUCCUUUCACUAGGGUCCAUCCAUAUGAAACUCAGGAGUUUAUCAUGAAUGACAUUCUGAAACACUUUCAAGAGGAGCUGCUUAGUCAGGCAGCAAGGAUUCUAGGUUCUGUGGAUUUCCUUGGCAACCCUAUGGGUCUUUUGAAUGAUGUUUCAGAAGGUGUUACUGGACUUAUAAAAUACGGCAAUGUUGGUGGUCUCAUAAGAAAUGUCACACAUGGAGUAUCAAACUCUGCCGCAAAGUUCGCUGGGACCUUGUCAGAUGGUUUGGGAAAGACAAUGGAUAACAGACACCAGACCGAACGAGAAUACAUUCGAUACCAUGCUGCAACUAGUGGAGAACAUCUUGUAGCUGGAAUCCAUGGACUUGCACAUGGUAUCAUUGGAGGAUUGACAAGUGUAAUAACUUCAACAGUUGAAGGUGUGAAAACUGAAGGAGGUGUCAGUGGUUUCAUAUCAGGCCUUGGGAAAGGGCUGGUUGGCACAGUAACCAAACCUGUGGCUGGAGCUCUGGAUUUCGCAUCGGAAACUGCACAGGCAGUGAGGGACACUGCAACUCUAAGUGGCCCCAGGACACAAGCAGAGAGAGUGAGGAAGCCACGCUGCUGUAGAGGACCUCAAGGGCUCUUGCCCCGCUAUUUAGAAAGUCAAGCGGAAGGACAAGAACAGCUGUUCAAACUGACUGACAACAUCCAAGAUGAGUUCUUCAUAGCAGUGGAAAACAUAGACAGCUAUUGCGUUCUCAUUUCAUCAAAAGCUGUUUAUUUCCUCAAGAGUGGUGAUUACACAGAUCGCGAGGCCAUCUUCCUAGAAGUCAAGUAUGAUGAUCUCUACCACUGCCUUGUUUCAAAAGACCACGGGAACAUGUAUAUACAGUUGACGAAGAAAGCUGUUAAUACAAGUAGUGGUGUAGCAAUGCCAGGCCCAUCACAACAAAAACCGAUGGUGAAAGUGAAAUCUGAAGUUCUUGCAGUAAAGCUAUCUCAAGAAAUAAACUAUGCAAAGAGCCUUUAUUACGAACAACAGCUUAUGUUAAGACUCAGUGAAAAUCAAGAACAAUUAGAGCUGGACUCUUGAAACCUCUUCCUUACUGCCAGAGUGAAUUGCAAGUAUCAGCCUGGAGCCAAUGGUAUUCUGUAACUAGAGAAAGUACUACGUGGGAAGGAAAUAAUUUUAGUUUUUAGCUAAAUGGAAUCAUUGUGCAUAAGAAAACAAGGUGGGCUUUUUUUUUUUUUUUAAGCAUUAGUUGUGUAACAAACAUAUAGCUGAAAUGCAUUUGGUUCUGGGAGAAGCCCUGUAUUUUGCUAACAUGUACAUAUGUAAAAGUGUUUCAUGUAAAUAAGAAAGUACAGACUGGGGUGUUGGUAUAAACAGAAGUCUGUUUACUGUGUAAAGAAAUUAAAGGAGCUAUACUGAGUCUCACUGCA
Haliaeetus leucocephalus (bald eagle) is the source of this 13684-nucleotide messenger RNA. RefSeq names its product vacuolar protein sorting 13 homolog D (S. cerevisiae) (gene VPS13D). Gene Ontology annotation, cellular component: extrinsic component of membrane. Bases 183 to 13334 code for a protein of 4383 amino acids. Gene Ontology annotation, molecular function: protein binding. The record is from RefSeq and is a predicted model, not a curated record. Gene Ontology annotation, biological process: protein retention in Golgi apparatus; mitochondrion organization; protein targeting to vacuole. The transcript has 70 exons. Lineage: Eukaryota; Metazoa; Chordata; Aves; Accipitriformes; Accipitridae.